Messenger RNA from Penaeus vannamei (Pacific white shrimp), 3476 nucleotides. RefSeq lists its product as uncharacterized. The record is from RefSeq and is a predicted model, not a curated record. NCBI's taxonomy places the organism in Eukaryota, Metazoa, Arthropoda, Malacostraca, Decapoda, Penaeidae.
GCAAAGGUCAGCAGCCUCAGUUUCUGUACGAAGAAAUCACUUGCGACACAGUUGGAGAGUCAUUGGUGAGGUGCCCUCGCUACUGACAAGAUAUGCUAAAUAGGCCUACAUGCCGUUACAUCGCCAAGAAGGAAGUGCACUGAAUGCCAAACACGCAAUCUACCGGUACUUGUAGUACGUGACUUGGCUCUGACCUGCUCUUGACCCCUCGUGUAAUCGCCUAACGUGACUUGUAUUCAGUAAGAGUUCGUUCGCAGAAAAUAUUUUAAAAUGAAACUCCUCCCUCCUGAUCUCCCACGUCACUAGACAUAGGGUUUGGCACGCAGCUGAAAAUUGGGAAAAGGGCGGGCGGAACAGCGUGCAUGCUCUCUAGAAAUCCCGUGGCGACUUUGGCGUCAAGCACAUGAUGUUGGCAAGGGGUCUGGCACUAUUUUCUGGUGCCAAUUAACGCAGGUGAGGUGGUUGUGUCCGCAGUGUGCUGGGUCAGUCACAAACUAGGUUUUACUCUGUGAACAUUAUAAUAAUACAGUGCAACUUAUCGAGUGCGCACGUUAAAACAGAAAAAAGCGAAGCUUUGUCUUUUCGCAACAAAAGGGUUGUGUCUAAUGGCUUGCCACCAAACGCGUGCUGACGUCUAAACUAAGCAAACGACCUGGCAAGUCUCAUGGCGUCCACAACCUGCCAAAUAGAAGAAAUCCCGAGGGAGGAGUUGUCAGUGCCACAGAUUCAUUUGCAGAUCAUACACCUGAACUCUUCUUCCCUCAACGGCGAUGCAUCGGGGGGCUCCCUGCAGCAGUUCAACCGCAAACCCAUCGUGCUGAAGCGCUUGCAUAAGUUGCAAAGUUUUGACUAUCUCUUGCAAGAAUCAAAUGAAGACCAUGCGAGUUCUGGAUUACGCUCGCACCUACAGAACCGUAGAGGGUCGUCUCGGAAAGCAAAAAGUGUUGAUAAUGACGAAAAAUCUGAAAACAUCGGCAGCAUACCCCACAGAGAAGACGACGAAUCUGUAUAUGUGCUCUUUGUAAAAGGAUUGAACAGUACUUUAGCUGGAGAUAAAGACAAAAUUUUGAAAAGCCUAGCCCAAAUGUUGAACAAGCACACAGUUUCGGUUGCUGCCAAUGAGUAUAAACUUUUCUGUCGCCCAAGUUCCUCUUCAACUAAAUCCACCUUGAAACAUGUCUGCCUUCACACUGGUAUGUUGGCUGUGAAUGAGAUGCUGGAUGAAGGCGCAGUGGAUGUCUCGAGGUAUGGUUUGGUGGGCGCUGCUCAGUGUCUCGCCCUUACUCUUUAUUUCAACAAAAAUUUAGCAUCCAUGGGGAGGAAUGUUUGGAACAGUAGAGUUGCACAAUUCCUUACAGACACUUGGAUGAGCUUUGGCUGUGUGGCAGCUGUGGUGAUAGCCUCUAGACAAUGAUCAUUAUUUGUCAUGACCAAGUUUCAUCUUAGUAAAUAUUAAUGUAAUGAAAUGUUUCAUGUACUUAUUGUGAUACAAGUAAACGUGAUAGUUUUAUAAUUACCAUCGAUCUGGCAUCAUCAGGGCCUUAUGAGUUUCCCUUCAAGUUAUGGACCAAAUUUGUGAUAGCUUAGGCAUGUGAUUACAUAAUAUUGGUAAUUUGUAUAUAAUUAAAAUCACUGUAGACAGUUAUUUACUACCUCAACAUGUGUAUACCCAUAAGAGAAAUCAACCAUAGUCUGCAUAAAUUGGUCUUGCAGGUUUAGCUUUCCAUCUGAAUUAACCUCUUUAUUAUAGACCCACAACCCCAUUCUCACUAGAUAUUAAAUACCACUUGUACUAACUCUCCUUACCUUCAUGCAUAGGUUAUCGAACUUAAUAUUAUUGUUGCAUGUCCAUAGUAAAAAAGUAAUUUCUAAAGCCAAAUCUAUAAAGCAUUAUAUUUUUCUAUAAUGCAACUUAUUUAUUAAGAAAGGUUCAUGACUUACCUCUCUCACGAAUAUUAUAGAAGUUGUAUAUAAGUAAUGUAGUAGUUUAAAUGACAUUUCUCCCAUUAAAUACAUAUAUAUAACACUGUUAAAAUAAUGGUUACUUUGUGACUCCACAAAGAUUGCACAUCUGAAUUAAAGGUCUUCUUACUCAUCAUUAUAAAUAAGAUGCACUUAAUCAGCUGCAGCUUAACAAAUUGCCAAAUGAUUACAGGCCAAACAUAGAACCUGGGUAUGACAUGUGUUAUGUAUGCAUUUUCUGUUUUGGGUGACUAAUUGUACAUUGCCAAUAUUAAGUACCCAUAAUUUUCAUUUUAAAAGUUAUCUGGUAACAUAUCUCAAAAUAUUUAUCAGGCAGCAAUAAGUUCCUGUUGACUGGGAACAAAAUCUGACUGCAUUUUGACAAUCCAUGUAUUUGUUUCAUAUAUCAGAAUAUUAAGGACUGGUAAUUACCUAUGUUUAUAUAAAAUGCCUAUUUCAAUUAGGAAUCAUAUAUUAUAUCCAUAUCCCUUAAAGGUUGUAUGUACCCUCAUUUGCAUUUAUUGCAUUUUAAUGUGAAACGAAUCACCUCUAUCUGCUAUAAUGGAAUCUACAGGUCAAAAUAUACAUAAUGUGAUUAAUGAACAUCAUGAUCAUUUUCCAGUGUCCUAUGGGACCACUGGUAUGCUUUGCUCUGACUUGUAACUGAGCAUACCUAAAUGAAGGAUAUAUGUAUCUUUGGGUUAGAAUAAAAAUGUUGUACAGUGUUAGGAUGGUUACUUAAAGGGUAUGAUAACAGGAUUAAUAACAGAUAUAAAAAGUGUGUUUACUCACCUAGAAUUUUAAGAGCUGCUGCAGAUACUGCUUUUCCUGCAGCAUUUUCUGCAACAAUAGUGAUGAUACCUGCUUGAAGUUUGGAUGUUGUAGGUAACUCCAGAGAAUGGACACUUCCUCGGUUGCCAAUAAGAUAUUGCAGUUGUCCAUGUAAAUAUUCUUGACCAGUGAGAUGGCAGUCAUUCAGUGUCCAGUAUACCUAGGAGAACAUUGAUAUGAGUAUCAUAACGUAAACAAGAGUCUUUCAUUGAGUAUAUUACACAUGAUUAUUGUUAGCAUUUACUUUUUAAUGAUAUUGUUUUUAUUGUCUUCUAGGGUUUCUACAAUUUCUCUGAGGAGUUAUUAUAAGCAACACUGAUAUCAUAAUUUUAUGCUAAUGAUACUGUGGUGUCCCCAUUCAGUCUUUAUAAUUGUGUUCAAUUCAUAAGUACUUGAAUGUAAUAUGUAUUCCAUUGAGAGUCCUAUGAAUACUGUAUGUAAGAGUUAUAUCUGGUUGAGAGCGAAAAACAUUUUAUGUAUUCAUUUAAGGAUGAUGUUCAUGGAGUCUGCAUGAGCUUUAUGACUUCCUUAAGGCACUUAUUUUAUCAAGGAUUUACUUAAAAUUUCUGGAGUUCUUAUUGACAUGUUUUAUAUAUUGUCCUUAACUGCUGUACUUAUUUUUUGUAACUAGGUUUAAGCAUACUUGUUACAGUAUUUGUUUUAAAAUAAAAUGAGGGAUAUGC